AAUGAACAAUAUCACACCAUGCUAAAGUAUCUUUGAACUGACAUUGCCCAUGAUUCGAAAAGCUUUACCCAUCCAAGAUAAUUUGAAGAUACACAAACACAAAUCGAAGCUAGCCAACAGGCUCCGAUGGUUAUAAAUAUUCAGAUAACGUGAGUAGCACACACUGAAUCUCGUAGUAAGUUUACGAGAAAUGUAAAACUAUGUAUAUAACAGUAAUUAUUUUUCAAAAGUAGAAUUGAAAAGUGACCAACGAACGUGAUUUCUACUCAUGAAAUCACAAAACACCUUCAAGAUAGCCCUAUCACACAACAUGUGGUUGCCAUUCCAUUUCAAAAUUCAAGUGGCACUUAAUCUUUCCUUUUUGCAUUUCAACAUCUAAAUUCUACACUCAUUGCCUCUAUAUAUACACACAUAUAAACUAACCUGCCUUGCUCACAGACAUCAUAUUACAAAUUUAACUAUUCCUAGCCAAGAUUAUUUUUUUUUUUUAAAAAAAUGUCUAAACUUAUAAUCUUUCUCUUGGCUACCCUAAUCUUGAGCAGCAAUGCUGCUGUUCAAGAUUUCUGCGUCGCAGACUUAAAGGCACCAGAAUCACCUUCUGGCUAUUCUUGCAAAAGUGUUACUAAUGUAACAGUAGACGAUUUCGUUUUUUCUGGGCUUAGUGCUGCUGGAAACACAGCAAGCAUUAUCAAGGCUGCAGUAACCCCAGCAUUUGCGGCCCAAUUUCCUGGCCUUAAUGGGCUUGGGCUUUCUGCGGCCCGUUUAGAUUUGGCCCCAGGUGGUGUUAUCCCAUUCCACACACAUCCUGGUGCUUCUGAAGUUUUACUUGUAACACAAGGCUCAAUUACUGCUGGAUUUGUUUCAUCAGCAAAUUCUGUUUACUUAAAAACACUUAAAAAGGGUGAUAUAAUGAUUUUCCCACAAGGAUUAUUGCAUUUUCAAAUGAGUCAUGCUGGAUAUACUUCUGUGGGUUUUGUGUUUUUUAGUAGCUCUAAUCCUGGACUUCAGAUAACUGAUUUUGCAUUAUUUGCUAAUGAUUUGCCAACUAAGUUGGUGGGGGCCACCACAUUCCUUGAUGAAGCUACAAUUAAGAAACUCAAGGGUGUACUUGGAGGCACUAACUAAGAAUGUGCUUAUUGCGUUUAGCUGUUAAUCUUGCUUUUUUCAUUCUGUUUUUUUAUCAGUAUUUUUUCCUUGUUGACAAUUGGAUUUGGUAAUUUGGGUCUGUUGAUUUUUUUGUAAUUGCUACGGUUUUAUCUAAGGUUGUUUUGUAUCUUUUAAGUUCUGUUGUUUUGAAAUGAACAGCCUUUUUGUCCAA
Capsicum annuum is the source of this 1318-nucleotide messenger RNA. RefSeq names its product auxin-binding protein ABP19a. Gene Ontology annotation, molecular function: manganese ion binding. The record is from RefSeq and is a predicted model, not a curated record. Bases 496 to 1125 code for a protein of 209 amino acids. Gene Ontology annotation, cellular component: cell wall. Lineage: Eukaryota; Viridiplantae; Streptophyta; Magnoliopsida; Solanales; Solanaceae. The transcript has a single exon.